Molecule: messenger RNA, 1645 nt
Organism: Globicephala melas (long-finned pilot whale)
Lineage: Eukaryota; Metazoa; Chordata; Mammalia; Artiodactyla; Delphinidae
Product: putative serine/threonine-protein phosphatase 4 regulatory subunit 1-like
Biological process (GO): protein dephosphorylation
Molecular function (GO): protein phosphatase regulator activity
Source: RefSeq, a predicted model, not a curated record
CCAGGCCCAUUCCAAGAUGGCGGGGAUCCCCCUGUACUUUGUGGACUUGCAGGAUGACUUAGACGAUUAUGGAUUUGAGGACUACGGUCCCUCAUGCGACGGCAUGAGGGUGACAGCCUUCUUGGAUGUUCUGGGCCAGGACAACCUGCCUGCACUUGCUCGCCUGGAAAAGUACACUUUCAGCGGCAACAUCUUCAACUGUCAGAUUAUUGCCAGAGGGCUGCUUGAUAUCUUCCGGGACUUCAGUAACAAUGAAGAAGACUUCAUAACGGUAAUGGAGAUCGUGGUCAGAUUGUCAGAAGAUGCAGAGCCCACAGUGCGGGCUGAGCUGCUGGAACAGAUUCCUCCUAUUGCCAUUUUUCUACAAGAAAACAGGUCUGAUUUUCCAGUGGUGCUCUCUGAACAUCUCAUACCCAUCGUGGUGUGGUGCCUCGCAGAUCCAAACAACCAGGUUAGAAAAUCAAGUCAGGAGGUGCUGUUGAUUCUUCUGGAACAAGAUCUAAUUUUCCAGCACGAUAUUGAAAACAAAGUGUGUCCAAUCCUGCUGGCGCUCUCUGCCCCUGACGGCGAGGAUGAGUACAAAGCAGAAGCCGUGAGUGUAAUCUGCAAGCUGGCGUCAGUGCUGAGCAAGAGCGUGGUUGAACGCCGGCUGCUCCCUCGAUUCUGUGAGCUGUGUGGUGAUGGGAAGUCGUUCAAGUUUGGAAGGUGGGAACGUACAGUUUGUGCCACAAAUUUGGGUGAUAUUUGUCGUGCUGUCGGACAAGAAGCCACUGAGAAAUUUUUGCUCCCGAAGUUUUUUGAGCUCUGCUCAGACACUGCGUGGGGGAUGAGGAAAGCCUGUGCGGAGUGUCGUGGCGUGUCCCACAGCACGUCCCCCGAGGGCCGCGGGGCCAGGCUCUCGGCGCCCUUUAUCACGCUGGUCAGCGACCCCUGUCGGUGGGUGAGUGCGGCUGCCUUCCAGUCCCUGGGCCCCGUCAUCUUCACCUUUGCCAACCCCUCCAGGGCUGGCCUUUAUAUUCGAGAGGACGGCACCCUGAGCGUCCGGCCACCGGCUCCGGAUUUGGACUCGGGUUUCACCUCCGGGUCACCGGGUGCAGGCAGCCAUGGGAACAUGCCCUCAGCCUGUUCAACAAAGCCAGGCCAGACAGAGCCAGCUCUACCCAUGGAAGACACAUCCACGGACACCAGCAAUUUUCCGUGCGUCAGUAGCUCCUCCAAUGGCCUGACGGAGAAGCCAACGGAAGACUCUGUCUUGGCUGGAGCCGAGGUGACCAGGCUUUCCCCCGAGGCCACGAAGCUCCCCAGUAUUAACGACCUCCCCGUCAACAGCCAUCCUGGACCAGACUCCUGGGCCCGCCCGGGGCAUCCUGAGGACGUUUUCAAUAAUUUCCUUUAUUGGCGAACUCCUCUCCCUGACAUAAGCAAGGACUUAGAGCUGCUCCUGAGCGAGGCUGGCCCGCAGGAGGAAGGUGGCGGCACACCCGAGGCCGUGCAUAGGAGCUGUGUGGCUAGGAGCGAGAUUCAGAGAGUCCUGGAUGGUUUGCAGGAGCAUGUGAUGAACGAUCCAGGUGUGCAAGGUCUCUGCGAGGGUUUUGCCUCCUUGCUUUUCAGCCGUGUGACCCGGUUCUCAGAUAGAAGCGGCUAG